AUGCAAAACGCCCGUUACCAAUCACGUACCGCGAAAGGCCACAGUCGCUCUAGUGGUUGUUUUUAUCACUUCAGUCGCAGGGGAGUAACGAGCUGUGGAAGACGACUCCUGAAACGAGUAGUUCGUGAACGUGUGUUGCUGCGGUAUUGUCAGAAAGAUUUUUUCCAGUCACUUGGAAGACGGCAAAUUGGAAUGCCUGAAGAACGAAAAUGGAAACGAAGGGCAAUAGUAAAGGAGCAACCUUCUGCAGCAUUCUGCAAUAUUUGCAGGACAUUUCCUCCGGCUACUGCAAUGGAAUUUUGUCAUCCACAGCUCACAUCAUUCUCUACAUCUACAGUAGAAGUUAGUCUAAGUGGUGCCGAAGAAUAA
This is a messenger RNA of Gryllus bimaculatus (two-spotted cricket), 369 nucleotides long. The record is from the annotation of a GenBank genome assembly. Lineage: Eukaryota; Metazoa; Arthropoda; Insecta; Orthoptera; Gryllidae.